AUGACAAGUAGCUUCGCCCCACUAGCUCAUUUCAGUAUCCCGACUGAACGGCUACAUAUUUCCUAUCUUGAGCCAGGAAACCUUUCACACAGCGCCUUUCUUCGCCAUCUCUGGAAUACGGAUGAAUUUAUCGAGGCAGAAGGGAACGUAGGCCUUGAUACAGUAGAGAAGGCCGGCGAGUUCAUCACGAACAAGGUCCAAGGCGACUAUAAAAAACGUGGAUAUGGACAAAUGCUUGUGUCUUUGAAACCUUAUUCUGGAGCCUCGUUGGCCGAAAGCAAAUCUAUUGGAAUUGUGUCCCUGAUGAAGGGCGAUGGAGAGAACGCGUACACAGCGCCUGACGUAGGGUAUACUAUUCUGCCACAGGAGAAUGGGAAGGGAUAUGCCACCGAAGCGGCGAUCGGGCUGAUCGCUUAUGCAAAGAGAGAAUUUGGUGUGGAGGGCGUCUUUGGGUUCUGUGAUCAAAAGGAUAAGCGCAGUCAAAGAGUGAUGGAGAAGAUCGGUAUGGAGUAUCGGGGGAAACGACAUUUGAAGGUUUUUGGAGGGGCGCAUAGUGCCGUCUAUUCGUUGCCUGGAAUGGGGGAUUUGAAGGAUUAUGGAAUUGAAGAUGAUGUUUGA
Molecule: messenger RNA, 618 nt
Organism: Penicillium lagena
Lineage: Eukaryota; Fungi; Ascomycota; Eurotiomycetes; Eurotiales; Aspergillaceae
Product: GNAT family N-acetyltransferase
Exons: 1
Coding region: 1-618 (205 amino acids)
Molecular function (GO): acyltransferase activity, transferring groups other than amino-acyl groups
Source: RefSeq, a predicted model, not a curated record